This is a messenger RNA of Amborella trichopoda, 3618 nucleotides long. Lineage: Eukaryota; Viridiplantae; Streptophyta; Magnoliopsida; Amborellales; Amborellaceae. The record is from RefSeq and is a predicted model, not a curated record.
GUACCCUCGAGAAACGCAAACAAAAUCCCCACCCGAUGCCGCCUCUCACACGCAACAAUUCCGACCAAAUGGCCGACUUGCCGCAGGAAAGCCGGCAGUACCAAAUGAAAAACCGCUUUCCGGCGCGAGGGAGCGGUUUUCCUGCGUCGACCCACGACCCGGGGCAUUACCAGGAGCUUCAGAAGCGGUUGUGGGAGCUGGAGAGGAGCCACUACGAGUUGAAGGAGCAGUUCCAGAGCUUAAAGGCGGCGAGGGACUCGCCGGAAAAUGGGGAUAGGCGGUUUUCCAGUGGAUGGAGAAGACUGGAUUCCGGUGAGAGGGGAGGUUCUGUAUUGCCGGGUUUUUAUUCGAGGAAUCCUUAUUCGAACAUAUUGCAGAGCAUGGGACACGCGUUGUAUAUAUGCAGAGCUUCGACGGGGGAGAUUGUGUAUUGGAACAGAGCAGCCGAGAACCUCUAUGGAUGGAUGGACUGCGAAGCCAUCGGGCAGAGGGCCACGGAGCUUCUCAUCGAUGAGAGGCACUACGGAUAUGUAGAGAGGAUCAUGGAGAGGUUGAGCAUGGGCCACUCAUGGUCAGGUCAGUUCCCCUUUAAGAAAAGGUCUGGUGAGGUGUUUACUGCCAUAGUAACCGAAACUCCAUUAUAUGAAGAUGGUGAGAUCACUGGUGUUAUCACUGUUUCCACCGAUGCUGCCCCUUUUAAUAGCUUAAACCCACAAAAUUUAGGCCCAAAUAACCAGAGCAGGGAACAAGUUGACCGUGUCCCUAGAAUUCGCGGGCUAAGCAAGGCAAAGAUUCAAUGGCACCCAUCCCCUCAGAUUGCUUCUUCUGUUUCAAAUCUGGCAUCGAAGGUGUUGUCACGCUUACGUGCGGGGGAUGCUAAUGAUUCAGAUUGCAGCAGUGAAAGUGGCCAUGAGUCGAUGCCAGACACUGAACAUCGAGAAAGCAGAGGGUCUGAUGGACUGGUUGGGAACAGUAGUGGCAGCGCAAACAACAAUCAGCAGAAUGAGGAGGAUGGAAAUGAUUCUUCUCAACCUUUAAAAAUUGUUGGGAAGGUUCUGUCAAAGUUGCAGAUUGGAGUGACUAGCAACAAUUGUUCUCAGCUGAACAGAACUGGUGAACCUUAUCCCUUGGAUAAUUUGGCGAGCAUUUCAAUGGGAAAGCCAGCUGAAUCACUUUCAAAGGUGACUCCUGGGGACAGCAAUCCUGGUUCGAAUGACAGUGCCAAGGCUAGUCCAAAGGAUCCAAUGAGAUUGAUUGGCUCAAAACUUGUUCCCAAAAUUCUUCCCAUAUUGAAGCUGAAAAGAACUCCUGGAUCUGACCAUAGCAGUGCAGAUUGCAAGGAAAGAGGGUGUAUUCAAGGUGGAGACAAUUCUAAUGGUGUUAAUAAUAAGAAGCUUAGCCCAACUUUGAUGGGAUGUCCAGAGUGCUCUGAUAUCGAUAAACUAGGGUUCCCUUCACCUCCUUUGGCUUCUGAACAAGAAGGAAAGGAGCAUGCACAACCAAGUCAUAAAGGUUCUGAUGAAAAUUUAGUUGGAGAUGUUGGAGCGCACCAUAAGAAGCUUGACAGAUCGAGUUCUGGAGAUAGUACUGGUGGUGGUAGUCGUGGCAGUUCUUCAAGGGGUGAAAUGGAGCAGAAUGCAUUCGCUGAUUGCGAGAUAAUUUGGGAGGAUCUUAUUUUGAGGGAGGAAAUUGGACAAGGUUCAUAUGCUGUUGUUCACCAUGGUAUAUGGAAUGGAUCAGAUGUCGCCAUAAAAGUCUACUCUGGAGGAGAGUAUCAUGAGGGUAUUUUACUGGAUUACAAAAAAGAGAUUGAUAUAAUGAAAAGGCUGCGGCAUCCAAAUGUUUUGCUGUUCAUGGGAGCAGUAUACGCUCCCAAUCGUCUUGCCAUAGUGACCGAGUUCAUGCCAAGGGGAAGCCUUUUCAGGACUCUACACAAGAAUACACAGGCAUUAGACCUGAAACGCCGGUUAAGGAUGGCACUUGAUGUUGCUAGAGGUAUGAACUACUUGCAUCACAGAAAUCCCCCCAUAAUACAUCGAGACCUGAAAUCAUCAAACCUACUUGUUGACAAAAACUGGACUGUCAAGGUUGGAGAUUUUGGUCUGUCAAGAUUGAAGAAUUCAACAUUUGUGACUGCAAAAUCUGGGAGAGGAACGCCACAAUGGAUGGCCCCUGAAGUCCUUCGAAAUGAACCCUCAAAUGAGAAGUCUGAUGUAUACAGUUUUGGUGUAAUUUUAUGGGAAUUGAUGACGGAAUCCGUACCAUGGAGCAAUUUAAAUUCUCUCCAGGUAGUCGGUGUGGUAGGCUUCAUGGAUCGCAGGUUGGAGCUUCCUGAAGGCCUGGAUCACAGAGUUUCAUCCAUAAUUCAGGAUUGCUGGCACAGUGAUCCAGAAUGUCGACCUUCUUUCGAGCACAUUCCUCAAAGACUGAGGAGCCUAAUAAACACAGUUCCGGCUACUGCUGUUCGAAGAACUUCAUCUUCAGAGACUCCAAGGUGAGGCCUCUGACUCUAGAUCUCAGUGUCUACAUCUUCAAAGGAACGAGAGCUUCUUUUGUCAAAGCUCUAGACCGAAUCACUGGUUUUCUUGUUGCUUCUCUCUCUCAAUGACGAAGCUGCAGAAGGAAAGGUGAGAUUUUUACCAGAGGAGAUUGAAAGCCAUGGGAAAUGGGAAUUAGGAUUUGAGGCGAUGAAACACUACAAUCAUUAAGAUUAAACCCCUGAAAGGAUUUGUGCGUAGGACUGAAAAAUUAGGGUUUGGAGAUGAGCAGAAACGUGGAAACUUGGGUUUUUGGCCUGAAAAUUAGGGUUUGGAGAUGAGCUCAAAUGGGAGAAGUGGGGGGUUUACGUACUGUGAAAGCUAGGGUCAAGACAAUGUGAGAGAAAAUGGUGGAACUUUUGCUUGGGAGCUCGAGUGUAGAUCCUAGGACCUGAAUUUUGAAGGUUUUGACGAGAGAAAAUGGUUUUUUUUUCUUUUUUUGGAGGUGUUUUAAUUUUGAACCUAGCUUUCCUGCCUUCUGCCCACGCUGCCUGGCAGCUUCCUUUUUUUUUUUUGCUAAAUAUCGCGGUUACUUUUGUAUGACCGGCCACCUUAAGUUUGUUGCGUUGUUUUUCUGGCAGAGCGAAAAGAGUUUUGCUUUGGUUAAUUUGGGAUAUGAACUGCAAGGGUUUCCUUUUUUUUCUUGCUUUCAGUGUCGGACCUGGACCUGAAUAGUAUUCAGGUCCAAGAUUUGGAUCCGGACCCGAAUAGUAUUCAGGUCCAAGAUUUGGACCCGGACCCGACUUGGUGGGUCCAAAUUUUUGGACCCAUUCUUGGAUCGGGACGGGUCUAACCCUAGGGUCCUGGGUUGGGUCAUCGCUACUACUUGCUUUUUAAUUCUCAUUUCCCUUUCCUGUUUUAUUAUUAUUAUUGUUUUUUCACCCCAUCUUCUUGGCUCUGUCUCGCUAUCUUUUUCCGACUUUACAUGGAUAUUAAACAUUGAAACUAAUGUACUCGACACCAAGAAACAUCUUUCCGGAGGUAUCUUACGUAACUGAUUUCGUAGUCCUCUAUUAUGGAUGGUUUGGAUGUACUCAUUAUGAACAGGGUUUACCAUUUCAAUGAAAUUAAUCCUCAUAAU